CCCCGACCUCGUUAAGAUACCCGGCAGUUCAAGAUGGAGUUUGGCACGACAGGAAUGUUGAAUGAAGAUGGCAUCCACGUCGACAUGGAGAGACUAAAGAAGGGAGAGGUGAAUCUAGGAACUUCGAUCAUGGCAAUCAAUUUCAAAGAUGGUGUUAUACUGGGUGCGGAUAGUAGGACCACCACUGGGGCAUACAUUGCCAACCGAGUCACCGACAAGCUCACACAAGUCCACGAUACAAUCUGGUGCUGUCGAUCUGGAUCUGCAGCGGAUACACAAGCAGUUGCUGAUAUUGUUCAAUAUCAACUGGGAAUGUAUGGUAUCAUGAAUGGUAGACAGCCAACUACACAAACAGCGGCAGCGAUGUUCCAAGAGCUUUGCUACGAGAACAAGGAUAGAUUAAGUGCUGGCUUGAUCAUUGCUGGGUGGGAUGAGCGACACGGAGGCCAGGUCUACUCGAUACCGUUGGGGGGUUCAUUACACAAGCAACCCUAUGCCAUCGGUGGAUCAGGCUCGACAUACAUCUACGGAUACUGUGACGCCAACUGGAAGGAAGGGAUGGACGAGGAAGAGGCUGUCAACUUUGUCAAGGGAGCAUUACAAGAGGCCAUCAAAUGGGAUGGGAGCUCUGGCGGAGUCAUUAGAAUGGUGGUGUUGACGAAGAAGGGCGCAAACAGGCACUUGUAUCUGCCCGAUACGAAUUACGCCGUUCGCCAUGAAUAG
Messenger RNA from Amorphotheca resinae ATCC 22711, 723 nucleotides. RefSeq lists its product as hypothetical. The record is from RefSeq and is a predicted model, not a curated record. Bases 34 to 723 code for a protein of 229 amino acids. Gene Ontology annotation, molecular function: threonine-type endopeptidase activity. Gene Ontology annotation, cellular component: proteasome core complex. NCBI's taxonomy places the organism in Eukaryota, Fungi, Ascomycota, Leotiomycetes, Helotiales, Amorphothecaceae. The transcript is spliced from 6 exons.